Venturia canescens is the source of this 3199-nucleotide messenger RNA. RefSeq names its product aminopeptidase N-like. Gene Ontology annotation, molecular function: peptide binding; zinc ion binding; metalloaminopeptidase activity. The record is from RefSeq and is a predicted model, not a curated record. Lineage: Eukaryota; Metazoa; Arthropoda; Insecta; Hymenoptera; Ichneumonidae. Bases 1 to 2787 code for a protein of 928 amino acids. The transcript has 9 exons. Gene Ontology annotation, cellular component: cytoplasm. Gene Ontology annotation, biological process: peptide catabolic process; proteolysis.
AUGGCGAGGUUGAAUGUGGUCGCCUCGCUCGUUUUGGUAUUCAUUUUAUUAUAUCGUUCUGACGCCGUUCUCUACGGCGAGUCUACGAAAAGCGAUCACGAAGGAGUUUCUACGAAUGAAAAUGAUCCAUCCUGGUACAGACUUCCGGAUUACGUGUUACCAGAAAAAUACGAAUUGUGGAUAUUGCAACAUCUUGCCGUGAAGAAUUUCACGUAUGAGGGACGCGUGAAAAUCGACCUGCGAGCUGUUGCAAAAACAAAAGUUUUUAUGGUCAACGUUGUUGGUCUGGAAAUUCAUCGUGAAAAGUCUCAAGUUCGGACAAUCGUCAACGGUACUAUCGGUGUGGACGUGCCAAUUGUAAGACAAGAGCUCGACAUCAGAAGACAGAUGUACAUCAUUUCAUUCCUGGAUGACAUUCCUCCUGGUCAGUACUCGCUGUCGCUAUUUUUUGUUGGCCAAGUCCUCGACGAUUUGAAUGGUUUCUACAGGAGUUCGUACGAAUCAGGAGGAAAUACACGAUGGCUCGGAGUCACGCAAUUCUCCUCGAUUUUCGCACGCAAAGCUUUCCCAUGUUUCGACGAGCCUUACAUGAAAGCCACGUAUCGACUUCACAUUGGACAUUAUACGAAUGAAACGGUCACCUCAAAUACGGCGCCGGAGCUGGUACAAGAAAUAAAACCAGGAUAUUUGCUAACGACCCUGGCAGAAACCCCGGCAAUGCCAACGUAUCUCGUAGGCUGGGCAAUCCAUGAUUUUGCGUUGUCCAAAGCAAAGAAUUCAAGUUCAUUCGGACUCUGGACUCGGGAGAAAAUGGUAGAUCGAGGCUCGGCGUUUCUCAACGCGUGUCCCAAAAUCUACGAAGCUCUCGACGACUGGAUACGAGUUAAAAAUCCAAUCACGAAGAUGGACCAGAUCGCAGUGCCUGAUUUUUACUGGUCCGCUAUGGAGAAUUGGGGAAUGGUGACAUUCCGGGAGUCCGUAAUACUCUGGGGAAGCGGUGUCACACCCACCAGCAAAGUUCGUAGUGGACUCAGCACAGUUGCCCACGAAUACGCUCAUACUUGGUUCGGCAAUUUGGUCACUCCGAAAUUUUGGAACGUAGCCUGGUUGAAGGAAGGCUUUGCCACGUUUUUUGGGAGUUACAUCCUUGACAUUGUUAACGAGGAUUUGAAAAUGAUGGAUUCUUUUGUUGUUGAUAUCCUUCAGCAAGCGUUGUUACACGAUUCUGUUCCGCACAAUAGAACAAUGAACGGUAAAGGGGUUGGGAGUCCAGAAAGUAUUCCGGCCUGCAUGGAUUUUGUGACUUAUAAGAAAGGGGCUUCGAUUAUUCGAAUGGUGUACUACCUCGUCGGAGAUCUCGCUUUCCAACGAGGAUUACAAUCCUACGUGGCAUCGUUAGCCAACAAAUUUUCAGUCCCAAGUGAUUUCUACGAGCACUUACAACGUUCUGCUGAUCAAAUGAACUCGUUCAAAGAACCGGUUCAGUUGAGCGACGUCGUCGAAUCUUGGGCAAAUCAACCUGGAUAUCCUGUGAUCAGUGUAACACGUAAUUAUUCUACCAGCAUCACAGAAAUGAGACAAGAGAAAUUUUAUAGGAACAAGAAUAGACGAAACGGUGAAUACGAAAACCUGCGCUGGUGGGUUCCCAUCAAUUUUGCAACAAUCCAAUCUCGUCCUCUUUCCAAAAAAUCAACGAUCUGGAUUAGACCACAGAAUCACAGUAUUAUCGUGUCAACGAUUCAACCCAUCGAAACAAUAAUCUGCAACAUCGAUCAAGCUUACUACUAUCGAGUCAAUUACGAUCGGGAAAACUGGCAGAGACUCAUCAAUCACUUAAUGUCUGGCAACUUCGAGACCAUUGGCCCGAUGAACAGAGCAUCCUUGCUUGAUGACUCUUACAAUCUUGCAAGAGCUGGUUAUAUCGACUACUCGAUACCCUUGGACCUCUCGAGAUACUUGAUUCACGAAACAGAUUACGAGCCUUGGGCUGCAGCGAUCACAGUUUUCGAUUUCCUAAACAGCAUGCUCAGUGGCCUGCUGGAUAUCGAAACAGCAUUUCAAGCCCACAUCAAUCGCAUCAUCCAACCAAUCUAUGAAAAUUUAACCUUCCAUCAAGCUCCAAGUGAUAAAAUGCGGACAGGAAUUUUGCGAAAUAUUAUUGUAUCAACAGCGUGUUCGAUUAACAAUGCACAUUGCUUGUCGGUUGCGAAUUCAUUGUUCAAAGAAUGGCUGGCAGAUAAUGACAAAAGAAUAAAUCCAGACUCUAAAAGCACCGUUUACUGUGCUGGCAUACGUUUGGCUAGCUCAAAAGAUUGGCAUGAGGUUUUACAAAUACUUCUCCACACUGAAUUGCAUACGGAACAAGAAUUGUUGAUUGCUGGCCUCGGUUGCACGAAUAAUUCAACACUGAUAAGAGAAUUUCUAAAUUAUUCUCUCUACGAUGGUCCUGAGAUACGAAAGCAGUACAGGCUCACUUUAUUCGACGCUGUUCUCAGAGGAAAUCCGGCAAAUAUGGAAUACGUUUUAACCUUCGUCAACGAAAAUCUGCAAAAAAUCAUUGCCGUAAGAGAUUCUUGGUUUUUGCUGAAUAUUUUCGAAGCCAUCAAGAAGCGAGUAGUUUCCGAGGACCAACUGCGUAAGUUUGAAAUUCUUGUGGAACGCAGCGCUGAAUUAAUUGGCUUGAGCAUAAACAAUGCUCGUGAAGUUAUCGAGUUCGCGGAAGAUAAUGUGUCAUGGAUACGUAGUUACGCUCCGAAAAUCAAAAAAUGGUUGGAUUUGAACAAAUGAGGCUAUUCAGUGUCGGGAUCAAUAUAAAUAUAACCAACUAUGAUACAUUUUUCAGGAGUUCAGAAAAGACGUGUAAUAAUUUGGCUACAAGAAAAAAAAUAUAAGAAAUGAAAAUAAAAACCUUUCGGUUGGAGAAAAUCAUUGCGAAUGAAAUUCGUACAUAUUAUCGGUUGAGCUCAACGAAAAUGAAUCAAUGUUGUUUUCGAUAGGAGAGUACAUUGAGACACCGUCGGAUCGCAGCACUGGAUGGUUGUUCGAAUCGUGUUAUCGACUCUAUAUUUAAAUGACAUUUAUUCAAUCAAAAAAUUCAAUCACUAAGUACUCGAAUAUUUGAGUCUGUUUAGUCGUUCAACAGAAUCACACGGAUUCAGAUUCACGUAUAAGUCACAAAUUCAAACUAAAAAAUUCGAGU